Molecule: messenger RNA, 1904 nt
Organism: Quercus robur (English oak)
Lineage: Eukaryota; Viridiplantae; Streptophyta; Magnoliopsida; Fagales; Fagaceae
Exons: 5
Coding region: 45-1904 (619 amino acids)
Source: RefSeq, a predicted model, not a curated record
AAAUACACACAAGAUUUGAUAGGGAGAGGCAGAGUUUCGUAAAGAUGGAAAUGCCAUCACCGUCUACUUCCUCAAGAAAGCUGAAGAAAGUCAGGAAUUAUUGGAAUAAUGUGAUGAGCUUGGAAGCAAAGAAGGAUUUUCUGAGUGUCAGGAUAGAAAAAUUCAAGGCAAAAGAAGCGUUGGCAGAGGCUGUGGAAUACGCGAAGGAGAUGAAGAGUUGGAAGUUUUCAACGUGUUGUUGUUGUGGCCAGAGGUUUUCAGAUGAAGAAUUGAAUUUGGAGCAUAUAAAAAGUGCCCAUUUAGGGACUUUGUCUGAGGAGUUACAGUCUGUUGUGCCGAAAAUUGUUCCUAUUUCCGUAAUUCAAAUCGGUGAUUGGAGGCCAGUGAACGUGGUUGAAGCUGCAAAGUUGAUUGAAGAUUUGUCAAGAAAUGACUCUGGAAAUAAAGGCCAAGAUGAACAAGAUUUGAAGCUGAAGAAAUGGCCUAACUGCGACCAUUUCAACCGCAAUAAGUUAGUCACCAGCAUAUGGAUUCUUCUCCAGUUAUUUAUAAAAAUAAAAUGUUUUGCUCCGAGUCAUCUUUAUAUGCUGCUGGACUUGAUAUCGGAAAUGCUCAGGAAACAUCUUCCGGAAAGGUUGAUCAAUCAGCGUUGGAUGAAGACAACGCUGGUCUCAGUUUGGUUUCUUGACGAACUGGAGCUUGAAAGUGUGCAUGAGUUCCUGAUGGAAGAACUCGGGAUUUCUUGUGGAUUAAAAGUUCUCUACAGCUUCAAGAGUAGAAAAGCUAGGCAUGAUCUUACUAUUACUCAUGAGAGAAUCGUCUUCAGAGACGAUGACUUGUCUCAUCUAAUUCCGCUGCUUGAUGAAACCAGUGAACUAGCUUCUAGAAGUGUUGAUGAUAUCAAGAAUGUUGGACAGGCAUAUAGUGAUAACAUUGUUCAGUGGUUAUUCACUGGUGGUGAGCCUAUUGGAGAGAAAUUGAAGGAGUGGGAAAAAUAUAGAGAAGCUAGCAAAAGUCUAGGAAUGGAACUUUUCAAGAUCAUCGAGUCUGAAUUUCACCGGCUGCAGAAUAUGUGUGAGAGGAAAUGCAAGUAUUUGAGACACGAGAAGCUAUGGCUGGAUAUAGAGGGAAUAUGUAUGGAAGAAGAUAAGAGAAGAAAAGAGAUUUCUGGCAAUCAACAGAGUUACAGGUCACUCUUGUUAAAGCGGCAAAAAGAUAUUGAGGAGGAGAAAAGUAUUGAUGAGAUGGCUAGUAUGGAGUUGGAUAUCAUAGAGAGUAUUUUGAAAAAAGCACAAGCUGACAAUGACAUAAAAAUGUUGUUCCAGAUGCACAUUGAUCAGAUGGGUGGGAAGUGUUUCAAAUCCGAUGCUACAAUCCUGGCUACUAAUGCUGCCAUGCAGCAGACAUGGAAUAAACUUAAGAUGGUAACUUCUUAUGACUAUAGAUCGAUUGUGGUGCCAUUGUUAAAGACAUUCAUGCGGACACGACUUGAGGAUGUGGUUUACAACGAUGCUACAGCGAAGUCUAAUGCUGAGAAGAACACUGAAAAUGGCGGUGAUGAUGCAAGACAUGGACAGGGGAAAUCGAAGAAUAAAAAGAAGAAAAAGGAUCACAGAAAGGCUAAGGAAUUUAAGGCAACUGGUGGUAGUGAGGGUCAACAGGAAAAUGUGGAGCAAAAUUUGGUUCCAGCUGCACAUGGCACAGAUCAUCCUCUUAAUUCUGAGGUUGUUGGUUCAGUAACCACUGAUGAAUUAGAGCAAGAGGAAAGGGAACUUACACGUAAGGCUGAGGAAGAGAGUAGGAUUGAGGAGCAUCAAAGAAUGAUUGCAAGGCAAUUGGAGUACCAAAGGCAGAUUGAGAAUGAGGCCAAACAAAAGCACCUUGCUGAGAUUGAUAAGGCUUAA